Mya arenaria is the source of this 7148-nucleotide messenger RNA. RefSeq lists its product as uncharacterized. Bases 94 to 5850 code for a protein of 1918 amino acids. The transcript has 11 exons. The record is from RefSeq and is a predicted model, not a curated record. Gene Ontology annotation, molecular function: protein binding. Lineage: Eukaryota; Metazoa; Mollusca; Bivalvia; Myida; Myidae.
CGAAUCAAUUAUUUCAAUCGGACGCCAUUUUACGCCGUAUGAGGAAAGAAACGAGCUCAUUCGUUUAAAGAAGCUGCAGACCAAGAUCGUAGAAUGGAGCAGGAGGCAGAGAUGCCAGAUGGUUCCCCAUGUGGUGCCAACACAGGAGAGGAGCCCGGUACCAGUGGUGACGGGGAAACGGAUCUGGAGAGCGCCAUGGUUAUGAUGAAAGCUGCCCUCGCCAAGAAACACAAGUCCUCACCAAGCGUUGUCAACAUGCUGGAUAAACUCAUGGAGACCAUGAAAGGUGGUGAUGACACAGAGGUGUGCUUGGUCGUCAGUAACCGUCGCAGUGGGAAGAGCUCUGUGAUUGGUCCAGACCUUACACGCAGGGGUUCAAGAAAGAGGCCAGCUAAAUUUUACAGUGAGGAAGGUGAUGAUGAUGAUAGCGAUGGCAGUGGUGCUGCUGCUCAUGUUGAUGAUGAUGAAGAUACUGAUUUUGUUGUCACACCAAAAGCACUGAGCAAACCCAGAAGGGAGGUUGAAGCCAAUGAGAUGCGGGACUGGAGAGGGAAGGUGGUCACUAUUACCCCACCCACCAAGGAACGGACUCUCAAACUCAACCUGGUUACAGAAGAAGAAAAUAGGAUCCAUGAAGACUUCUUUGGAAGUAGGCCGAAAUCAACAAAGACGGCUGAAAGAUACCUGAAGAUUCGAAACCAUAUCAUCUUGUUAUGGCAACAGAACAAACCAGAGAUGGUGACGAAGGCGAUGGCUCGUAAAGGCCUUCUAGAUUGUGGAGACGUCAACUGUAUCAGCCGUAUUCACACUUAUCUUGAGAAGUCUGGAGUUAUUAACUUCAAUGCAGAGGAGGCUUCUACUCCCAGAUCAGUGGUAAAAUCCAAGCGUCGUAAGAUUGUUGCCGACACUGACAGCGAUGGUGACCCGGAAGAAGACGCUGACGACACUCCAGACUAUCGGCCAAACAAAGAUGGUGACAUAUCUGAACAAGACAGAAAGACAAAGUCCAGAAGAAAAAAAAUGGUUCGUGAAUCCAUAAAGCAGUCGGUUGUUAGACAGUCGGCCAGACAAGUCACAAAACCAUCACAGGUAGCAAAAACAUCAAAAGCACAAACAAAAGCCAAAAACAAGCCGGCCAAUAAGGUGAAGGAAUUUGAAAAUCUGGGACCAGAUAUUGAGGAAGUAGGCAAGCCAACUGAUAUGACACCUGUUAGGUCUUCAGGUAGAACCAGAAGACAAACAAAAACACCAAACUGGGCCGAGAUUCUGAGUGGACGAAAAAGCUUCAGGAGAGAUGGAGCCACUUUGGGAAACAUAAAGAAAGAGGUUGAUUCUGAUAUUGAAGAACCAGCUGAAGAGAUUGAGGAUGAAGCAGAAGAUUCUGAUGAAUCAUUCAAUGCAGAAGUUUCUGACACUAAUGUGAAUACAGAUAUUGAAGAGCUCUCUAAUGAUACUGGUGAUAGUCUUGAUGAAGAAACACCUAAACAUGAAGUUAUAUUCAAACCAAUGAAGAAACAAACAAGUGUUAGUGAAACAAAUGCUGACAAAGGAGAUGAUUCACCAAUGAAAAUAGAUGGAACAGCUACUGAUGCUGCUGAAGGAGAUUCAGUUAUUGAAAAUGAACAACCCAUUAAGAUAAUUAAAGAGCAGUCAUCUGAUUGUAAUAUUGUGACUAUACCUCCACACAUUAAUUCGAGACCAGCAAUUCUGUUCCAGUGCAGGCCUUGUUUGAAGACAUUUCUUGAAGAAGCUCAUUUGACUAAACAUAUUAAUGAAAUGCAUAAGGCUAACCAAAAGGAAACACCGAUGCAAAUUGAGAAGACCAAGGGUUCAGAGGAGGAGGAGGAUGGUGAUUUGGAUGAUGAUUUUUCAGAAGAAAGAGUGGAUGAAAACAAUGGUGUUGAAAUGAAGGAUAAAAAUGAGGGGACCUUUACUAAAGAUCCUAAUGUUGUAAGUGAAGUUAAUCCUAAUGUUAAGAUAGAAACAUAUAAAAUUGUGAAAUUUAAGCCUCAGUCUUUCAGAGUUAAGACUCCAGUUCAGGAUAGAGUUGCAUUUGUCAAGAAGGGGAAGAAAGAAAAACAUGAGUGUGAAAAGUGUGGGACUGAAUUUCUUAGCGUAGUUAAUCUUAAGAGGCAUAUGCUAUUACACUCAAACAAAGUGUAUGAAUGCCCGCACUGUGCUAAAAUAAUGAAGAGGAUGGAUUACGUCAAUGCUCACAUAAAAAAAGUACACCCAGAUGUCGAUCUUACAAAGAACCCUGUUGAUUUUGAGAAAUACUCGCAUACUGUUGAUGAAAAUGAGGAUGAAAAAGAAACCAACGCCAAUGCUGAAGGUAGGAAAGAUAAGAUUCGAGUUAUCUCAGGCACUGGUAAGAAAGUUUGCCCAGACUGUUCAAACCUGUUUGAUACACAGGCUGAACUAGAGGAACACAUGAUUGUGGUCCACCAGAAGGAGCUGAAAGACUCUGCUUACACCUGUAGGGCCUGUCAAAAACAGUUCAAAACCCUCGUAAGCUUCCAGGUUCACAAGCUUAGUCAUAGAAAAAAGGACUUUGUGUGUGCGCACUGUGACCAGAAGUUUACCUCCAACACACAACUGCAGGUCCAUAAAAGGAAUGAUCAUGAAAUACGGCAUGGCACUUUGGCAUAUUUUGGAUACCUGAAGAAUAACGAUCGUAUAACGUGUGAGAUUUGUAGCUCGGAUUUUGACUCUUUUGAAGAGUACCUUCCUCACAGGCACGAUCAUCUGACAUUUGAAUACCUGUGUAGCAAAUGUGGCAAUGGCUUUAUGACACAGGAAAUGUUUGAUGGCCACCUGAAGUCUUACUGCAAAAAAGAACAACACCUCUUCUUCCCAUGCGGUGUGUGUAACAAGCGGUUUGGAGCUUACGAAGUCAGGCGAAAACAUUUGAUAUCCGCUCACCCGAAAGAAGGCACACAACACUAUUGCCACCAUUGUGCAAAGACAUUCAGCUCUGAUGAGGACUUGCAGCAACACAUUGUAGAACAUGUAGCAGAGAAAGUCUUCUUCUGUGAAUUCUGUGAGAAACUGUUCUUCGAGAAAAGGAUUUUAGUUGAUCAUAGAGACACUCAUAAAGCAAGCAAGAAUUUCCAGUGUAAGAUCUGUCUUAAGUUCUAUUACAGCUCCCGAAGUUUACAAAGACAUAUCAAGCUACAUCUGUAUCAGACUCAGAAAGCAUGCAAGAUAUGUGAACAGAAGUUCUCGACACAAGAUGACCUGAUCCGACACAUGACCCAGGACCAUGGGGAGGUGGAAUCUUACGAAGAUCGCGAGCUUCUUCCAUGUCCACACUGCACAGCCCAGUUCAAAACAGAGAACAAGCUUGAGAAACACAUCCUCAUGCAUAGCUUAGAGAAUUCCUCCAGUAAAUACAUGUGUUCACAUUGCGAUAAAGUUCUUGACAGUAAUGAGGUCCCUCUAGAUAAACAUAUGGAGAUGGAGCAUCCAUUGUUGAUGACACCGGAAUCGACUAAUGUUGGAUACCUUAAGAAGGACUUCAGAUGUCCGCACUGUGACUUUUUCGCCACAGUAAAACAGCGACUUGAUCGGCAUAUGGAGGUGCACAAUGUUGAAAAGAAAUUUGAAUGCAAGUAUUGCCUGAAGAAGUUCCAAACAACGAGCUCGCUCAUGACUCAUGUUAUUAUGCACAGGGGGAAAGUGAGAAAGAAUGCUAAACCAGAGCCAAUCUGUACAUGGCCAGGGUGUCACAAACAGUUCAUGAAGCAUUCGAUUUACAAGAGGCAUAUUGUCGCUCACAUCUACAAGAUCAAGAAUGGCAAAGAGGUCUGCUUCUGUAAGCAGUGUGAGUACAGUGGAAUUGAAGGGAAGAAGAUCAAUGUCGUCCUGCGCGACGGCGAGAUUGACAACGUGCAAGCUCUGGGUUUCCUAGAUCAGCAGAGUCGGUGUCAGAUAGUGGCUCAGGUUGGUAAAGGUUUGAUGGUAGAAGGAGAAGAUGGUUUACGCCAGGCAGUCACUGAUACUGAAGAGGAAAACCCAGCAAUGGAGGUCCUUCAAGAGGCGAUAGCUCAGAUAGAGGACAUCGAGAGGCAUAAUGGUCAACAGGAGCCCAGGGAAGAAGUCGUUGGUAAUGUGAUAGAGCAGGAGCAUGAAGAUGGGGUGGGUUCUACAACAACAACAGAAAUGUCAGGGUAUGCUCAAUCUGAUGAGAAAACUGUAGAAGCUGAACACAACCAGGGAGCUGAAGAACAAGUUACUGCUGGUACUCAAACCAUGCCUCAAGAUGAUGAUGAUGAACCUGCUGAUAUGAUUGUAAAUGCUGAGGAUGAUGGAGAAAUAAAAGUCAGAAUGAUUGCGGUUAAUGAUGGUGCUGCCAACACUGCAAACACCAAAAGCAUCCUGAUCCAACCCCUGGCCGGAGCUGCUCAGCAAGGAGAUGGAGCAAUGUAUGAAAGGGUUACAACUUAUAUGGAGGAUGAUGUUGAUGCAGUUCUGGAGGGAGUCAAUGCAGAGGGGAAUUAUGAGUGUGGAGUUUGUGAACUCAUGUUUGAGCAUGCCUGUCAGGUAUUGAGGCACUUUGAGGGAGCUCAUCCACUAUUCAGGUUCCCGAAAUGUGAAGUAUGUUCGAGGUACGCUUUAGAUCAAAAAGGGAUGGCGGACCACAAGCUGACUCAUGAGGAUGUCAAGAAGUACAAGUGCCCAGAAUGUGACCGCUAUUUCCGCACUAAGGCUUACCUGAAGCAGCAUGUUAUCAUACAUCAGACAAAUAAACCUUAUGUCUGUGGUGAGUGCGGUCAUGGGUUUUCCCAGAAGGGCAUUUAUCAGGAACAUUUGAGGCGCCAUCUUGGGGUCAAGCCAUUUAAGUGUGCCAUUUGCAAUAAGCAGUUUGUAUCAAAAUCAUUGCUCAAGAUCCAUAUGUACAGUCACACGUCAGAGAGGCCAUACAAGUGUCCAUAUUGUCCUAAAGGGUUUGCUGAGCGCUACGUUAUGCAGGUCCACAUGAGGCAACACGAGAACGACAGGCCUUUCCAAUGCACAGAAUGUUCAAAGAACUUUUGUGCCCGCCCCAAACUUGUUAGGCAUAUGAGCACAGUGCAUGGCAUUGAUAAAGAGGAACUCACAUCAUUUGUGCCAACUAAGGUCGGUGAAGGGGUCGGGUAUCGGGAUUCCAGGAAGCUGCAGCCAAUCAAGCCCGCCUUGCCACAGGAUGAAAGAAGAAAGACCAAGGUUGUGUACAUUGAUCAACAUGGGAUCGUUGUGAAGGAGGUACAGGAUGGACAUGAGAAAAUGUAUGCAGACACUGAGGCAGUGGAAGAGGAGUCGAAGACAACCGAGGCGGAUCUCAGUAACAUCCAGCUUGAGGUGGUCACUCAUCGGGACGCAGACGGCAACAUUCAGACUAUUCUGCCAGUUGGAAAUUACCAGAACCUGAUCUCUGGUAACGAGGAGGGUCUACCAGUUGUAUACCAGGAAGUGGAGUCCGAAGUGACCGGGGAGGAGGAGAUAGAGAUGGGCGGUCAGAGCUACACGCUGGUUGCAACAGAUGGGGAGUGGUUGACCAGCGAUGUUAUGCAGAAGCAGCUAAUCGCCCAGGGCAUUACAAGCAUACAAGAGAAUGGGGACACGGAGGAAGGGGGCAAGAUUCAGGUGAUCACCCAGGAGGUUGGAGAGCUGGAAGGGGCCGGAGAGGGGGGCAUGGUUGUCUCUCACCCUGGGGACGGUCAGGAGGGAGGGGUAGAAGGGGAAGUACAGAAGUUCAGCAUCAACAUCAGCGAAGAUGGGACAGUGAAUGCCGAAGAUCUGGAGGCUCUUAGGCACAUGUACAAUGACCAGCAGAUCGUUAUUGUUCUUGAAAAUCAGCAACAAGAGUGAAAAAGUCUUAAGGUAGAAUUAUCCUUCAAGAGGAUGGGACGGUGUAUGUAUCUCGUGUUAGAAUUCUCCUUAGGAAGGAAGGAAUGGUGAACUAAAUUUGAAUUGAAAUUAUCUUGAACAGGAUGGAACAGUGAAUAAAUAAGGAGAAGAGGAUUUUCCUGAGCUGGAUGGUACAGUGAAUUAAUCUCGAGUUAGAAUUCCCCUCCAGGAGGACGGAAUGAUUAACAUAUCUUUGAGUGAGAAUUAUCCUUCAAGAGCACAUGACAGUAAAUUUUGAUCGUGAAUUGUCCUUGCAGAGGACAAGAUGGUGAAUAAAUCGUGAGUUAGAAUUAUCUUAGCAGAGGACAGGCCGGUGAAUUAAACAGGAGUUAGAAUUGUACUUGCAGAGGACAGGCCGGUGAAUUAAACAGGAGUUAGAAUUGUCCUUGCAGAGGACAGGCUGGUGAAUUAAACAGAAGUUAGAAUUAUCCUUGAGGAAGACGACACUGUGAAUUCAAACAGUUAAGUGGCUCUCUUAGGAGCAUGUACAAUAACUGGCAGAUUGUUGUUGUCCAGUUCAGGACACAUGUUCAUCGUUAGAUUGUUUGAUUAUUGAAUAUGUUAAGACAUGUAAAUCUGUUAAAGGCUAUCUGCACAAUAUCUAAUAUUCUUUGAUCUUGUACAACUAUAGGUGUCAGUUGACACGUGUUGAUUGUUACUUGCUAUAAUGGCAGCAAGUUUAAUUUUGAUACUGCAUGGAAGUUUUGUUUGGUAUUUGUUACACAGUAUGCUGUUCUUCUUGUCAAUGGCAAUACACACAUUAGUCAAUGCUCUAAGUGAAAUAUAGCACACUGUUUGUGUGAUUUUAUGGCUGGAAUGAUUGAAAAUUAAAAUGAGCAUAAGCACUUUUUUGUACAUUGUGGAGUGGGUGUCGGGUCAAUUUUUGGUCAAACGUAUCUGGUCACAAACGUUAAAUAUCUUAUCAUGUUUUAGUUUACAACAACAAAGCAACGGUGUGUUGACAUGUAAAUGUCACAAAUUUUGCAGGAACUAAAUAUUUGAAAAAUUCGAACUUGGGUAUCUUUUUAACUUCUUGCAUAUUAAUUUUGCAAAUCAGCUUGUCUCUCCUUUUUGAAAUUGGACUUUAAAAGCAUGAGUUACUUAUAAAGAAAUUGUUCAUCAUAAUGACUAGCUUUACUUUAAUUAAAACUUUUGUGGAGACCGAAUUAUAUUAAAGUACUAGAACAUUGUGUAUUAUUCAGUAUUUUUCUUGAACAUAUUUUCAUAAGUGCGAGCAAUAAAUAUGUUAAAUCAUCUUU